This is a messenger RNA of Hibiscus syriacus, 1166 nucleotides long. RefSeq names its product ethylene-responsive transcription factor ERN1-like. Gene Ontology annotation, molecular function: DNA-binding transcription factor activity; DNA binding. Gene Ontology annotation, biological process: regulation of DNA-templated transcription. The coding region runs from base 57 to 896 and encodes 279 amino acids. The record is from RefSeq and is a predicted model, not a curated record. NCBI's taxonomy places the organism in Eukaryota, Viridiplantae, Streptophyta, Magnoliopsida, Malvales, Malvaceae. The transcript has a single exon.
GCCUUGUAAAAUCAAACCUUGACCCUUUCUGUUAUCUCAAUCUCUGCUUAUUGCCAAUGGAAAUCCAGUUCCAAGAACAGCAGCGGCUUCUGAGACCAAAUAUUCCUAUUAGCAAACUCAAGGGGAGAAAUAAAAGCAACAAUAAAGUUAACAAGUUUGUUGGUGUAAGGCAAAGACCUUCUGGUAAAUGGGUAGCUGAGAUCAAAGACACAACAAAGAACAUCAGAAUGUGGCUUGGCACCUUCAACACGGCUGAAGAAGCCGCUAGAGCUUACGAUGAAGCUGCUUGCCUUCUCCGCGGUUCCAAUACUCGCACCAACUUCGUUACUCAGGUGUCGUCUGACUCUCCUCUUGCAUUUCGGAUCCGAAAUCUUCUUAACAGAAAAAAGGGAGCUAAGGAACCAAGUGUUUUAGCCUCAGCCCCCACAACAAGUACCACCCCAAGUUUUAGCCCCAGCAGUAGUAUUAUUACUACUACUAGUAGUAGUAGUAGUAGUGGUAGUUCUUCGAAUUGCGGUGGAGGCUUCAGUAAUGAGAAUUCUUCUCCUAUCGAAAUUGUUCAAGAUACUCAACUCUUUGACGAUGCAUACAAGCCUGACAUGAGUAACUGCACAAGGGAAUUGGAGUCUGCAUCUUCUGAACCAGAUUUUUCUUAUACCUCUGAAUCAGGGUUUGAUAGGUUUCUUUAUACAGAAGAAAACAUGAAUUUGCCCAAGAAUGUUGUUUUGUCUGAGGAAACAGGCUCCGAGUUGACAGAAUUCGAGAGGAUGAAAGUUGAAAGACAAAUCUCGGCUUCACUUUAUGCUAUGAAUGGACUGCAAGAGUGUCUCGAAACUCUCCAUGAUCCUGCUGAAGCCUUGUGGGAUCUUCCACCGUUAUGCUCUUUGUUUUCUUAAAUUCUUGAACAUGAUCUUCAUUUCCGUCUUUGCUUCCAUUUAUCCUUGUAAAAUCAAGAGAGUAGAUGAUUUAGAUUUAGUUGCAUGUUGUUGUAGAUCACAGGGACAAGAAUAACAGGCAGAGAUUAGAGAUGAUCUCCAUUUUGUAAAAUGUCAACUAUUCCUUUGGAAGGUCUCAUCCAUCUCUGAAUACAAAAAUGUCUAAGCAAUCAUGCUGAUUUAAUUAUGACUUUAUAUCAUUAAUUUUUUAUGCCAAACGAGGUUAAGAUA